GGGACAAACAGAAACGAGAUGAUGAAGAUAAAGGCCCAACAAAUGAAAUGAAAUAUUUAUUGGCAACAGGAAAAAAGAGAAAGGGGAGAGGAGAGAAUCAGAAAGAAAUGCGAGGGGCCGAUGGCGGAAUAUAGGAUAGCAAGAUUGACUGCAUUCUUUUUGCUAACCAAAAAGCUUUUACCAGAGAUAUAAACCCACGCCCAUAGGAUACAUAGAUAGAUAGGAGGAUUCAAGAACGAACAAAAUCAAUACCAAUUACCAAAUGCCACAAAUUCCCUCAAUUUUCCACUAGAUUUUAUUCCCCAAAAAGAAUUAAAAAUCGCCGCUGGGUGCUUCUGGAUGUGGAUGUAAUUAUCUUUAAUUUCCAGCUUUGACGAUGAUCGAUUGCGUGAUUUAUGCUGUUCGGCGUUGAUUCAUCGGGUUCGGAUGCAUUCGGGCAAAUUUAUGGGUGCUGGGUUUAUGUAGUUUGGUUCUUCAGCAUUAUCUAUCUGUUAAGGAGUUUCUAUUGAUGUGAUAUGGUUGAAGAUGAACCUGCGAUGAUUUUAUUCAUUUGGCAGCACAUCAUUGUUCUAGAAGAUUGAUAUUAUGAUUACACAAUUGGAAAUGACUGAAAGAUCUGUGCAGGAAGGUUGAUCUUCUGACUCGAAAUUUGUGAGGUUAUUGUAAAGUUGAAGGAGAAAAUUGCAGGGCUCGAAAUGGGAUUACCUCAAGUCCCUCCUGGAAAGAUAUGUGAAGAAGUUUCUACAUCCACAAGUGCAAUAAUGCAAAUUCCGACACGGUUUGGGGAGGUACGGAGCUUUGGACUGAACGAGAUGAAUCUAAGUAAUGCUAACAAUCGAAUGCCGGGUGAAUUUUCAUGCCCUCCACCAGCAAAGGAGUCUGAAUUGAUAGGUUUGCACAAGGAUGGUGUAGUGAGCAUGCAUAAACUGAGGAUUAAUUCCAUCGACAAAAGUCGCAUGAUAUCUUAUCAUGCCAGAAAGGACAUUCAAUCUCCAGCUUCGAGGAUUGUAGGGUUUGAACCCUAUGUGGCAAUCAACCAUGCCAAUCACUAUGAGGACAAAAUAUCUGAUGACAGCAUUGUUCAUUUGUCUUGUGGAAAUGACGUGGCUUCUAACUCAAGCGAAACCUCAAGUUCAUUGGCGAGGAAACGACUAUUAUCUCCUCUAAACGGGAUGCUUUCAAAUGAUGAAUUUAGAGGUGAGCAUCUAGAAAUAGGAAGCACAUUCCAACGCCGUAAUCUCCACCUAGAAGGUAUUAGUGGCAGCAGUAUUUCAAAAGAGAAUAAAAAGGCUCACAUAGGAAACUUGGAGUACGAUAGUGCUUCUAUUUGGUCUGCGCCCAGAUAUUCAGGGAGCAACGAGGAAGGUUGUGGAACCAUAUCCAGAAUAGUCACAGAUGGGCCUUUACUUGAAAACUGUGAGCACAGAUUGUUGAAUUCUAGCUUACCUUGGAGUGGUAUUUGUUGCAAUGGAAGAGAUGAAUUACCUUCGCAACUUGAUGGGCUUCAGGAUGCAAUUAUCUCCCCGCCAUUUUCUCUAUCUCCUCUCGGGCCAAGAUUUUGUGGGAGGAUAAGAAAUUCAAGAGGAUCGGGAGAUUCCAAGAGAGAGUUCAAUGAUAGUUAUAUAACUUUUAAGGACGUGGAACAAUCUCUCGAAGGAACUAUUUCUGGGUAUCUGUCUUCUCCUAAAGUUGAGAAUAUAACAGAGGCCAGUAAAGGGUUUGAAGAUGAUGAAAAUUUCUUCAUGAACUUUGAGCAACUGACUCCUGAAAGUUGCAUAUCGACGCAAGGGCAGACAGUGCUAACAGCUCAAAAUGCUAAAGUGGGCAGAAGUUUAAGUGGCUUAUCUGUCCGAAGAUCUUUGGUCGGUUCAUUUGAGGAGUCAUUGCUGUCUGGUAGAUUAGCUUCAGGGAUAGUAAAUCAGAAAAUUGAUGGUUUCCUUGCUGUUCUGAAUAUCACUGGAGGAAAGUUUUCGCCUCAUCCACAAAAACUGCCAUUUUCUGUGACAAGUUUAGAUGGUGAUAAUUACUUAUUGUAUUACUCAUCCAUAGAUCUUUCCGGAAGUUUAUCAUCAAGCAAAUGUGAAGGUCCGAUGUUGAAAAGAAGCCUCAGUGCUAACAGCUCGUCUGAUGAAAAGUCCCGUCUGAGAAUACCAAUGAAGGGGCGAUUGCAAUUGGUCUUAAGUAAUCCCGAAAGAACACCGAUUCAUACAUUCUUCUGUAACUACGAUCUUAGCGACAUGCCAGUUGGUUCAAAGACAUUUCUGCGCCAAAGGGCAACUCUAGCUUCAGAUAGAGGAGGGCAGAAAGAUUCUGGUGCCGUAUUAGACAAUAGUUGCCGAAACAACAAUAGUAGUACGGACAACGCUCCUUUCCCCAUCUCCGGGAGUGGAGUAUGUAGCUCGUCGAAAAUCAACAAAAAUACGAACUCUGGCGCGCUCCGCUACGCCCUGCAUCUUCGUUUCAUCUGUCCCCACCGAAAAAAGUCCCCGAAAGCAGGUUUGAAGAGCCAAUCUGGUGGCCCGUCAUCUCUCCCUUCGAAAACUGGAAUCGACAGUGAAUCUGAUCGUCGAUUCUACUUGUACAAUGAUAUGAGAGUCGUAUUCCCUCAUCGCCAUUCCGAUUCUGAUGAGGGCAAGCUGCACGUGGAAUGCGACUACCCGUCGAAUCCGAAGUACUUCGACAUCUGCCUAUGAGAGGAGACAAUCACAUAUCAUAUAUAUAUAUAUAUAUGAGGUAGCUGCAGAUUUACUAAGUAAUUUGGUUCUAUCUUUCCUGUGUACAUAUAUAUAUAUAAUUAUAUAUAUCUGUGUGUGUGAUCUGUACAUUUAUUGUUGUGGUUGGUGUUAGAACAGCCCGGGCUCUUUGGACGCCAUGAAGGUUGUCUCACCCCAUCUCGUGUCGUGUUAUGUUAUGGUUAUGUUAAAUUGUUAAUAAACUGCAGCAGCAACUCGGGUUGCAGAAACUGUACAUUCCAUGUCUUAAGAAAAAGUAGCUUUCCAGCAUUGAAGUU
This is a messenger RNA of Andrographis paniculata, 3010 nucleotides long. RefSeq lists its product as uncharacterized. Lineage: Eukaryota; Viridiplantae; Streptophyta; Magnoliopsida; Lamiales; Acanthaceae. The transcript has 7 exons. The record is from RefSeq and is a predicted model, not a curated record. The coding region runs from base 696 to 2693 and encodes 665 amino acids.